UCGCUAAUUUAUGCUAAUUGACUGUCUUUGCCUGAGUUUUUAAUGACAAGUUACUGUAGCAGUGCGGCCCCUGGUGGUGAGUGCGUGACAACUCAAAAGGGGAUUAGCCAAAAUGUGGCUAAGCUAAUGGAUGCGUUGUCCCAAUGUGAUCGAAUAGGAACUCCCCUGCACAUGGUCUUUUAUUAUUAUUUUUGACACCCCCCCCCCCCCCCGUCCCUUUCCAGACUCCCAGUGUGGACCAACAGCGUGUCUUCUUCCGAGCUACACUUCAGUUAGCGUCUUUUGUCUUUCAUCACCUCGCCGUGUUUUACCGCCACCGAGAUAUUCCUCACCACACUAUUCAGAUCAAAUGAAUCGAACAAUCAAAAAAACAGUUCUCUCUGCGAGCUUUUCAGGCCAUGUUGACAUGUUAGAAGAGGAAGUGAGCAGAGGAGGUAAUCGAGUGGCGUUAGCAUCUUCAAUCUGGCUUCAAAGUCCUCUGUUCACAACAAAGUCAUCAAUUAGUCCUGUCAAGCUGAUGAGAACACAAACAGGAAGGAAGAAGCCUGCCAAAGUAAACAAAAUUAAGCACGGCCUUCUGUGUCCAUUAAAUGUAAAAUAUGACACAAACCACUCAGCAAGUAGCGUAAGAUCUCAACGUGGCACGAGAAGUUAUUACACGACAUAGAAAUCAAAGUUUACGAGAAGGUGGCCAGUAGUCCUUCGAAGCCAGCAGUAAUGGGAACACAAACCGCAAGUAAAAAAGGCUUUCAGUGUCUGCUUACCGCUAGUUUGCUAACGCUAGCUUGCUUAACCAUUCGGUGGCGAGCACAUAAAGCUAACCUAGCAGCCAAAAAUGGGGUCAGACGUCCUGUCGGUGAUCCUGUCAAGCCAACAGGAAUGGGAACAAAACCGGGAAGUAUAAAUCUGCCAAAAUUAAGGAUGCGUAACAUAGCCUUUCCUGUCUGCGAAAUGCUAAAAGUGGAGCGUCUCGAGCUCCUCGGCAAUUGCCCUGACACUUCUUUGUGCCAUCUACCCUGCCUCUGAACUAUGACCGCUGACACGCUGUAGCAUUUAGCGUCAGUUUUCAUUGAACAAUUUUGUUUCCUCCUCCCGGGUGGUUCUUUCGGUCAGGUCCGAAGACAAGUAAUAUUCAUAAUGCUGACGCAAGCACGUCUUCUUAGCAUUAACGUAGCAUCUUGGGUUUCCCGUAUUUGCACUGAGCACGUCAAUAUAUAUCCUUGAAAGCGCACUCGGCUGUUUGUUGGCGUUCUGGAGCCUUGUUUGAUUGUCCAGGGCGCUGCCUUUUUUCCCCCCAAUGUCGGCUUGAAGCGAAAUGCUUGGAAGUUGUGAAAAAAUGGAAUUCCUUUGCCUCUGUCUUCACGUGCUCCGUCACGCUUUUUCGUGCCACCUAACCUUCUGUAAAUGACCUCUGACACAUUUUCGCUUUUGGCUUUAGCGUUGCCACCGGUGAUUUAUUUCGUCACGUAAUAAUCCGACGUGACCCAAAACGUCGUAACGCUAACAUAACCACAGGUACUUAGCGUUAGCAUAGCAUCUUUGGUUUAGUGCGUAGGUCGAUUAACGGAACACCAUGUCCUCUAAAAAGCGCACGCCGCCAUCCGCUGGUGCUCCGUGGCCUUGCUAGAUUGCCCAACUUUGGUUUUUUGUUUUUUUUUUCAGGGGUGGGGUGGGGCUAGCCACUUCCUGUUUAGAAUCUUCCAACCAAUGGGAGGAGAGCGCGAUCUCUUGGUUGAGCCAUAGUGGGAAAUCUACUAGCUACAUAUGAUACUGCUGAGUAAACUGAGUCCAUGGUUGUUUUGUACUUUUGCAGUUCUCUCAGAGCAAGCGCGUCACCCCCGCCCACAUUGGGUGGCCCCACCAAUGUCGCCCCCAUCAUAGCUUGCGAAAACGUCUCAGACUCUUCACACCUUAACCAUCGGCCAGAAACUGCAGCCAACGGUUUCUCCCCAGCACGUAUUCUGCGUGUUUUCUUUUCGUCACGCUUGCCUCUCCGACGCUGGGACUCCCCCAAAGCCCCUUUCCAUGUCCAUGCCUUCAUGUUUGUGAUUUGAUACCGCAGUGUCUUUCGCCUGUUUCAUACGGAGAGCUCGCAAAAUGGUUCGGCGUGAGACGUGAACGGUUGGGGUCUUCCCUGCCCCGACCCGGCCUUACCUUUUUCUACAAACCCACCUCUCUUACGGUUCUGAUACGACCUCCGACGCGCGCAUCCAACAGUCGUCGGACGGUGACGAUCGCUUUCGACACAACAGCGCGUGGGGAAGCGAGUGUCGGGUCUUCCCGCCCGCCGCCUUACACUUUUUACGCAGUCCCACCUUUGUUACGGUUGUACUACCUCUUCUUCUUUUCCUUUCGGCUUGUCCCGUUAGGGGUCGCCACAGCGUGUCAUCUUUUGCCAUCUUAGCCUAUCUCCUGCAUCUUCCUCUCUAACCCCAACCCCCGUAAACGGUUGUACUACCUCCAUAGCCGGAAUAUUGCCGAAUAGAUUUCCCCCCCCCCCCUCUCGUAAUGCGUUGGUACUGAAAUUAGAAAAGACUCAGCACCCGUCAUCCGAUAUUGUACCUACAACUGGACUUGAAUCCUCUUUAUUAAUAUUGAAUUGUUUGGGGGUUUUUUCCAUGUCGGUUUACGAGUUCCGUUACGAGCGCGAACGUGCGCUAAGAUACGAGCCACUCCGUGCGUUCCUGGCGGCCAUUUUGUGGUUAAAAACAUCAAAUUAUGUACAGUUAACAUGUCCAGUUGUGGUCGGAGGGUUUUUCCUGCCUCAAAAUGAGGCCACAGCGUGUGUGUGUGUGUGUGUGUGUGUGUGUUUUAUUGUGGUUGAACAUUUUCUCAAAAUAUGCAACCUACCUUGAAAACUGUCUGUGUACUUAUUAUCUGUGAGAUUAGUUUAUUUUUGUUUGCCAAACAAAACAAUAUUGACAUAUUUGAGAAGUCACUGAAGCGUCCUGUCACUUUGGCAUUCGGCACGAAAGAACAACUUGUACAAUUUUAGGAGUGGCCGAUUCGUAAUAUCCGAGUUGCAAUUCAAAAUAAGCCAACUCGUGCUACGCUGGUCCAGCAGGUAACCGUUUUUCAUCACGGCAAAGCAUUAAGGUGGCCAAAAAUGAGGCAGAUUUUCUAUACAUUCCUGCAGGAAAAAUCCUGCAGGAAUGUGCGCACAACCACAGUCGAUUCUAAUCAGAUCUCAUUGCGAUAAUCAGAUAAUAACGGAUCCAUUAAUUGUGUUUGUAAUGUUGAAAGUGGUUGCGUGACGAUUUCUGUGUUAGCAUCAAUGCUAACACAACAAACUUGGGACCACGUCUGUAUCUAUAAACAUCUGUUUUGCCCGACCGACAGCUAUUUGGCUAUGCAGUUAGCGUCUUGACGUCGGGAAGCCAUUUGAGCGUUUAUUUGAAAUCUUCCAUAUCCAUUUAAGGUCGAAGUACUGUAGUAGUGCUGAAAAAAAAAAAAAAAUAAGGGCCACUUGGAUAUGCAAGUGUGACAAUGGGAGAGGAAGGAGUUUCCUCUCCUCCUUUUUGUCAUGUUGUACUUUAUUUGAAGGCCAUCUGAGGUUGUUUGUUUUUUCCCUUUUAACAAAUGUGUCACGACAAGCGCUAUGCUGUACAUCCGCGCCGACGUUACUCGCGCAACCUGAAAAAGCUUUUUUUUUUUUUUGGCAUUUAAAUUCCCCAUUGGUUGUUCAACAAACAAGUCCAACUUUUAAGUUUCAAGCGACACUGAGGAGAAAAAGUUGAUUCAAUAUCAAUGAUUGUCCAGAACGUUUGACGUGUUUAGUUAUGUGUGUGUACGUUUGGGUGUGUUUGUUACCCGCACUGAGGUUGAUGUAAAUAUGAUUUUGUGUGUUUGUAAUAUUCACACAGGUUAUUGUAAAUAUGAAUAAUAAUGAUCUUUUCCACACCAGCAUCCUGUCUUUCGUUUUAACAUGGGCAGAUUUCACAAACAUCUCCUGUAUGGCGUUAUUUGCAGAUUGAUUGAUGUGAUGGAAGAACAUCAUUUAGCGUGUGUGAUGACGAGCGGGGAAGUCGUGAAAACUUAUGAUGUGAUAUUGCAAUAUUUUUUGACAAUACCAAUAUUACAAUAGAAAAGGGGAUCACGAUACAGAAAUGGCAUUAAUUGGAUGAAAUAACGGAUGCAUUUCAACUUCUGGAUUUUUCCUGCAGCACAAAUUCCAUCGCGGAUUUUAUGAUGAAAUUAUAUAUUGGAAGAAAACAAUGUGACGCAUUUUUACAACUGCACUGAAGAUACAGCAAUGUUUUGGAUAUCAUCGAAUACAAUUAUGUAACCGCUCUAAUGUUUUUUGAAUGAUAUCAAUGGCGUCACGACGGAGCCAUCGCGCACUAAAUGUUAUGUUGGUGACGUCACAAUCUUGAUGUAACAAACGAAAGAGCAACAAUAUUUCGCAAUGACGGUUCAGCUGUAUAACUUGAGCAUUUAUUUUGGGGGUUGUUAAGUAAACAAAUGAAUCUUGUUUGUUGAAGUUUGAGAUGUUUGUGAAAGCUGCCGCUGGUUGAUCAUUUCUGCUGCUUUUAACACACGAGAGAAAGAAAAAAAAAAACACGCCACGUGCAACGUGGACGUCAUGAUGUGAACAAGACUUUUUUUUUUUUCUGGAAAGGAAUAAAAAAAAAAAAAAGUCCCUCCCAAGUGGUCGAGUCCCUUUUCUCGUCCUUCUUUGAAGCGUGUUCGGCAUGUGGGCGUGAAGAAAGUCAGAAAAGAGGCGAAGCGAGCACGUCGCGUGUCGCGUUGAGAAGAAAGCGGACAUUCCCCCCCCGCGUGCAGGAUUGAAUAUACGUUAUUUGCUCGGCCGCGAGUCUUGCAGAACACCUUGACGGGGUCGCGGCAGGCGGAGCGAGACUUUCUGGAGGCCUGUCGCUCGGAAAACAAUAGGACCAGGAACUGGAGGAGGGAACGUCACGAAUCUUCUUUAGAUCCGGCGCAGCUUGACAAAAGUGGCGAAGAAUGCACAAGAGCUGGGACGACGUCGUCAGGUGAGGCCGAGGGGGAGGGACCGCCGAUGACAACGCGCCCCGCGAUUGGUCGCGAGCCAUGGCUGUCAACGUGCGCGAGAACCCCCGCCCGGGCCGCGACCAGGUGACCCGGGAUGGCGGCUGGGGCUGGAUCAUCGUCGCCGCCUGCUUCCUAGCAACCGUCUGCACGCGUGCGGUCACCAGGUGCGUUUCGAUGUUCUUUGUGGAGUUCCAGCUCCACUUUGAGCGAGAUUAUUCCACCACGGCUUGGAUCCACAGUCUCAUUGAUUGCACCACCAUGCUCUGCGCCCCUCUGGGCGGUUUCCUGGGCAACCGUCUGUCGUGCAGAGCCACGGUGACGCUCGGGGGUCUCCUGUCCUCGGCGGGUUUGGUCCUCGGCUGCUUCGCCUCCAGUCUGGAACAUCUCUACGUCUCGCUGGGAAUCCUUACAGGUUUGGGCUUUGCUCUGUGCUACACGCCGUCCAUCGCCAUGGUCGGUCGAUACUUCAGCGAGAAGAAAGCGCUGGCGUACGGCAUCGCCCAGUCCGGUAUUUCCGUCCUUGCGCUCUCCCACCUCGCCGCCGCCGUCGUCGUCGUCGUCAUCGCGUUCGCGUUCUGCCGCGCAGGCUGCGGCAUCGGGACCUUCAUCCUGGCUCCGGUGGUCCAGCUGCUCAUCGAGCGUUACUCUUGGAGGGGGGCCAUGCUGGUCCUGGGGGGGUUCGUCUCCAACUUGUGCGUGUGCGCAGCUUUGAUGAGGCCGCUGGGGGUGGCGCCAGUCAAGAAGCCAAGAAUGUCUCUUGAGUCCAAAGACUCCAAAAAAGAACCCAAAGAGAGACCAGUAAAGGAGCAAGAAAUGAGUAACCUUAGCCGCGCCCAAGGACCUGUGAUCGCUAACGGAGGGCUGAGAAACUGCCAACUGGAAAACGGCAAGCAGGCCGAGGCUUCCGCGCCGGCUCUCCUGACCGGCAGGCCUGGCGCCCGGCUCGCGGAUCUUAAGCUAGCCGAGGGCCUUUUGUUUAGCAACAAACCAACGGCGGCCGCGCUCGGGGAGCUAGCCGACACGAAGACGGCUAACGCCGUGGAGUGUCCUCGCCUAAGCAGCAAAACGGUCACCACAAAGACAGAAGUUGUGCUUUCCGAACCCUCAGCUGGAGCUGACGUCGACAGAGGUCGUUGUGACUGCCUGCAGCCAGGAAAGGACUUUGGCUUCUUGGGGUUUCCCAACUUCCUGGUCCUGGCAUUGUCCCUCCUGUUCCUGGCGUACGGUUGUAGUACUCCGGUGGUCUACCUGGUUCCUUACGCCCUGGACAAGGGAUUGGAGCACAAGCAGGCCGCCUUCAUCAUGUCCACGUUUGGAAUUAGCGGGAUCGUGGGCAACAUCACCUUUGGUUGGAUCACAGACAGGAAGUAUCUGAUCCGGUAUCGCAUGCUAAGCUACAUUGUAGCGCUGGCGGUGGCGGGCCUGAGCUGUCUGUGUGUCCCGCUGGUCCACUCCUUGGCCCCCCUGACCACGUUUGCCGCGGUCUACGGCUACUUCGACGGCGCCUACGUGGCCCUCCUCCCCGUGGUCACCUCGGAAGCCGUGGGCUCCGCCUACCUCACCUCUGCCCUGGGCGUGGUCUACUUCCUGCACGCCGUGCCUUACCUCGUCAGCCCACCCAUCGGCGGUUGGUUGGUGGACGUGACUGAAAAUUACACGGCGACCUUCUUGGUCAGCGGCGCUUCGUUUAUAUGCAGCGCUGCCAUUCUGGCGGUGGCCAUGUUGGUCCGAUGGGCCCGUUGGUCCUGCCCCGAACGCGCCGCCACCUCCGCCCACGCUGUUUGUGAUCAGGAUGUCAUCUAAGCGUCCUGAUGCGCGUAUUUGUUUGUGGUAAACACUCUUAAGAAGAAGAAAAAAAAGUUUUUUUUUUUUUUAACAAUUGUUUGACAUUUUUGUACAUGCAACUGUGAAACAAAACGAUACCGGACGUCAAAAUAUCGCUGGUUGACAUUUGUGAAUUGAUACUGAAUUGUGAAGGAUGACGAUUCAACAUAUCAAAAUACAAUAUGUGAUACUGUUGUAUUAAUACUAAACUGUGAGGAAUAACGAUACAACACAUCAGAUUAUUGAUAUUUGAUACCAGCGCAUCGAUACGAUAUGUCACGUAAAAAUAACAGUGUGAGACACGGUACUAUUAUUAUUAAGUGAUAGCAUUACAUGAACUAUGCAAUAUUUUAUGCUUGUGCAUCGAUACUGGAAUGUGACCAAUAACUAUACAAGUCAUCAAAAUAUAUUUUUGAUAUUGAUGUCACGAUAUGACGCCGCCGAGUCUUGAUAUAUGAUACUUGUGUAUUGUACUGUGAACCAUUAGGAUGCGACAAAUAAAAUAUGUAAAAUUAGUAUCUUGAUACAAAUUUGUGAGAAAUAACACAAAACAGAGAAUUUGUAUUGACAUUUCUACAAGAUCUUAGAUUUAUGUACUGUACUGUUCAUGUAUGUUGUUUAAAAAAAAAAAAAAACUGACCAAACAUGGUGCAAUUCAAAAAUA
Syngnathoides biaculeatus (alligator pipefish) is the source of this 7498-nucleotide messenger RNA. Its product is annotated as pantothenate kinase 1-like. Gene Ontology annotation, molecular function: monocarboxylic acid transmembrane transporter activity; pantothenate kinase activity; ATP binding. The record is from RefSeq and is a predicted model, not a curated record. Bases 5050 to 6813 code for a protein of 587 amino acids. The transcript has 8 exons. Lineage: Eukaryota; Metazoa; Chordata; Actinopteri; Syngnathiformes; Syngnathidae. Gene Ontology annotation, cellular component: cytosol; nucleus. Gene Ontology annotation, biological process: coenzyme A biosynthetic process; monocarboxylic acid transport; transmembrane transport.